UUUUUUUUUUUAUUAUUAUUUCUUUUUUGAACCUAUUCUUAAUACGUUACUUGAUAUCAUCCAACCAAAAACUCGUACUUUUGUCUUAUUAUUUUAGACUCAUCUCUUGAAUUAUUAUCUAUUACAAUAACUGUUUUUUUUUUUAUUUAACAUUGGUGGAUUCUUACAAUGUCAGCACCUUACAACAAUCAACAAUUAAGUCAUGAAAACGAUAAUUGGAAGAAAACUAUGGUUCUUCCACCAAAAGAUACUCGACCUCAAACCGAAGAUGUGACGGCAACGAAAGGCAAUGAAUUUGAAGAUUACUUUUUAAAACGGGAAUUACUUAUGGGUAUUUUUGAAGCUGGUUUCGAACGACCUUCACCUAUUCAAGAAGAAGCUAUUCCUAUUGCUUUGACUGGAAGGGAUAUUCUUGCACGUGCCAAGAAUGGUACUGGUAAAACAGCAGCAUUUGUUAUCCCUACUUUGGAAAAGAUCAACAAUAAGAAAUCCAAAAUUCAGGCUUUACUUUUGGUACCUACUCGUGAAUUGGCUCUUCAAACUUCUCAAGUAUGCAAAACUUUGGGUAAACAUUUAGGUAUUCAAAUCAUGGUUACUACUGGUGGUACUACUCUCAAAGAUGAUAUCAUGCGCUUAUCCGAAACUGUACAUGUGGUUGUGGGAACUCCUGGUCGUAUCUUGGAUUUAGCUUCUAAAGGUGUUGCUGAUUUUAGUGAAGCUACUACUUUUGUUAUGGAUGAAGCCGAUAAACUCUUGUCUCCUGAAUUCACUCCUAUCAUCGAUCAACUCAUCUCUUUCUUCCCCAAGGAUCGUCAAAUCAUGUUAUUCAGUGCUACUUUCCCUAUGAUUGUCAAACAUUUCAAGGAUAAGUAUUUGGUCAAACCUUAUGAAAUUAAUCUUAUGGAUGAAUUGACUUUACGUGGUGUUACUCAAUAUUAUGCUUUUGUCGAAGAAAAACAAAAAGUACAUUGUCUCAAUACGUUAUUCUCAAAGCUCCAAAUCAAUCAAUCUAUUAUAUUUUGUAAUUCAACCAAUCGUGUGGAAUUAUUGGCCAAGAAAAUCACUGAAUUGGGUUAUUCUUGUUUCUACUCUCAUGCCAAAAUGUUACAAAGUCAUCGUAAUCGUGUAUUCCAUGAUUUCAGAAAUGGUGUCUGUCGUAACUUGGUAUGCUCAGAUUUACUUACUCGUGGUAUUGAUAUCCAAGCUGUUAAUGUGGUGAUCAACUUUGAUUUCCCCAAGAAUGCUGAAACUUAUCUUCAUCGAAUUGGUCGUUCUGGGCGUUUUGGACAUUUGGGUUUGGCGAUUAAUUUGAUUACAUAUGAAGAUCGAUUCAAUCUAUAUAAAAUUGAACGUGAAUUGGGUACUGAAAUUCAACCUAUUCCUCCUACUAUUGAUAAGCAAUUGUAUGUAGCCCCUAAUGCUUUGGAUGAAGCUCAAGUACAACAACCUGAUCGUGAAGCUGCUAUUGCUACUCGUCAACAACAACAACAACGGGAAUCUCAACCUCAAGAACAACAACAACAUCAUCAUCAUCAACAAUAUCAUCAACAACAACAUUACACGCAUUAUCAACAGCAUCAACAACAACAUUAUUAUCAAAAUGGACGUGGACGUGGAGGAUAUAGUGGACGUGGUGGUUAUAGUGGACGUGGUAGAGGACCAAGGCAAUCUUAUCAACAACAACAUCAAGUCCCAAUGAACUAAAUUGAAUCCCAUAGUGUGUAGUUCCCUUCUUUUGUUCUUUUUGUUUUUUUUUUUUUCCUGUACAUAGUUUUUUUUUUAGGGUCAUAC
Molecule: messenger RNA, 1791 nt
Organism: Halteromyces radiatus
Lineage: Eukaryota; Fungi; Mucoromycota; Mucoromycetes; Mucorales; Cunninghamellaceae
Product: ATP-dependent RNA helicase DHH1
Exons: 5
Coding region: 169-1704 (511 amino acids)
Biological process (GO): cytoplasmic stress granule assembly; P-body assembly
Cellular component (GO): cytoplasmic stress granule; P-body
Molecular function (GO): mRNA binding; RNA helicase activity; ATP binding
Source: RefSeq, a predicted model, not a curated record